AUGAUAGAUGUGAGGAUUCUAAAUGGAUGCCAGGGUGUGGGCUUCCCCCGCCUCUUGAGUCACGUCCUCUCCCACGAAUCCCCCUCUGAGCUUCGGGUGAAGCCGGGGACCCUGAACACUCGACCGCAGCCUUCUUCUCUCGUUUUCGGUGUUCGACCCACCCUUGUGACUCCUCCUAUUGGGUUGCAUUACCAUGGGGGAUGGAAGUGCACCGGUGGCCGGGGGAGAGGAUGCAUCGCCAUCACCGCUGCUGCCGUUUUUCACUCCCUAUCUCAGGGAAAUAUCGUCGUGCUAGUCUCGGACGAAGAGAUUCGGAAUAUCUUCACUGAAGCUCUCGGAAUGAUGGGCUCGAAGGUUGGGUCGACGGCUAGGGAACCACCACGGAUCUAUCGAGUAAAGGAUUACCGUGGCUGCGAGAAUUCCGGCGUGAUGUGCGUGGGGGUGGAGGACGCAUGGAUGGUGGAGGGGAUAUCCCGAGCCAUCCAGACCCUCUUCAUUGUCGACGGGGGAACAUCUGCUGCAGCACAAAGUCGGAUGGGCCUCUGGAUGGAGAUGGACAGAAGAGGCCUUCUCCUUCAUCGCCCUUUACCAUCCUCCAAUGUCCUUGAAUCACUCUCCGAUGAUGACUGGAGGGCAUUGGAUGAAAAAAGCCUUUUUCUAAAGAUCCCUAAGGAUACGGAGAUGGAUGAAGAUGCAAGGAGAGGGAUUUCUUCUCCAGAAGGUAAUUCCAAACCAGUAGCCAGUCUCACAAUCAACAUCAUUUCUAUUUGA
Messenger RNA from Darwinula stevensoni, 771 nucleotides. The record is from the annotation of a GenBank genome assembly. Lineage: Eukaryota; Metazoa; Arthropoda; Ostracoda; Podocopida; Darwinulidae.